AUGGCUAUGAAAUACGUAGCGGCCUACCUUAUGUGCGUUUUGGGAGGUAAUGAAAACCCAACUGCAAAGGAAGUGAAGAAGGUCUUGGGUGCAGUCAACGCAGGAGUAGAGGAUGAUGUAUUAACAAAUUUGAUGAACUCUUUAAAUGGAAAAUGUUAUCAUGAGUUAAUUUCUGAAGGAAUGAAAAAGUUACAAAAUAUUGGUGGAGGUGGAGGAGGAGCUGCUGCCGUGGCAACAGCUGAUACGGCUGAUGUGAAGGCAGAGGAGAAGAAGGAAGAAAAGAAAGAAGAGGAAGAAGAAGAGGAAGAUGACUUAGGAUUUUCGCUCUUUGGUUAA
Plasmodium cynomolgi strain B is the source of this 336-nucleotide messenger RNA. RefSeq names its product 60S Acidic ribosomal protein P2. Gene Ontology annotation, biological process: cytoplasmic translational elongation. Lineage: Eukaryota; Apicomplexa; Aconoidasida; Haemosporida; Plasmodiidae. The transcript has a single exon. The record is from RefSeq and is a predicted model, not a curated record. Gene Ontology annotation, cellular component: ribosome; cytosolic large ribosomal subunit. Gene Ontology annotation, molecular function: structural constituent of ribosome. The coding region runs from base 1 to 336 and encodes 111 amino acids.